Messenger RNA from Zalophus californianus (California sea lion), 1901 nucleotides. RefSeq names its product aldolase, fructose-bisphosphate A (gene ALDOA). Lineage: Eukaryota; Metazoa; Chordata; Mammalia; Carnivora; Otariidae. Gene Ontology annotation, molecular function: fructose-bisphosphate aldolase activity. Gene Ontology annotation, cellular component: cytosol. The coding region runs from base 602 to 1696 and encodes 364 amino acids. The transcript is spliced from 9 exons. The record is from RefSeq and is a predicted model, not a curated record. Gene Ontology annotation, biological process: fructose 1,6-bisphosphate metabolic process; glycolytic process.
CCGGCCGGAAGCUGGGGCUGCCCCGGGCCGCCCGGCGGGGGCUGGGCGGGGAGGCUGAGCCUCCGUCUUUUCAGGCUCUUGUACCCACUUCCCCCCUCCCCAUCUCCUCCGGUGCCCCAAAUCGGCUGAGUCACAGCGCCCCAGAACGCGCCAACUGGGGGGGGAGGGAGAGGGAGGGGAGGGCCCCGGCGACCCGCAGGAUGUGGCCCGAGUCACGUCCUAGGGGGCCGGGGGAGGGAUCGUGUUCUCGCCGCGCUGUCCCCGCCCAAGCGCCGCCUCCGGGCUUCGCCUUUCGGGGGCGGCCUCUCCACUAAUCCUCGCCUGCAAUUGGACGCCAGGGCGCCUCCCGCCCCCUUCAAGGGAAGAAACCCGGCGGAGGCUGGCGCCGUGCCUUUAUAAAGCCCGGCGCCACCUCCCUCCUGCCCGCCCCCUGCGCCGCCCCCUCCGGAGCUUAAUAGGCUGCGUUCCUCCUGGAACGCGUCGCAGAACCAGGGUCCUGGUAACGACUGCCGCGUUCGCUCAGUCUGCUCGCCGGCCCGCCGCCCUCCACCGCCGCACCCCGCAAACCCGCCCCCUCCCGUGCCAGGAACUGACCGGCACCAUGCCCUACCAAUACCCAGCGCUGACCCCGGAGCAGAAGAAGGAGCUUUCCGACAUCGCUCACCGCAUCGUGGCUCCGGGCAAGGGCAUCCUGGCUGCAGAUGAGUCCACUGGGAGCAUCGCCAAGCGGCUGCAGUCUAUCGGCACUGAGAACACAGAGGAGAACCGGCGCUUCUACCGACAGCUGCUGCUGACUGCCGACGAUCGCGUGAACCCCUGCAUCGGGGGCGUCAUCCUCUUCCACGAGACGCUCUACCAGAAGACAGAUGAUGGGCGUCCCUUCCCCCAAGUUAUCAAAUCCAAGGGCGGUGUUGUGGGCAUCAAGGUGGACAAGGGCGUGGUACCCCUGGCAGGAACAAAUGGCGAGACUACCACCCAAGGGCUGGAUGGGCUGUCUGAGCGCUGUGCCCAAUACAAGAAGGAUGGAGCUGACUUUGCCAAGUGGCGCUGCGUCCUGAAGAUUGGGGAACACACCCCCUCAGCCCUUGCCAUCAUGGAAAAUGCCAACGUUCUGGCCCGUUACGCCAGCAUCUGCCAGCAGAAUGGCAUCGUGCCCAUCGUGGAGCCUGAGAUCCUCCCUGAUGGGGACCAUGACUUGAAGCGCUGUCAGUAUGUAACCGAGAAGGUGCUGGCUGCCGUCUACAAGGCUCUGAGUGACCACCACAUCUACCUGGAAGGCACUUUGCUGAAGCCCAACAUGGUAACCCCAGGCCACGCCUGCACCCAGAAAUAUUCUCACGAGGAAAUCGCCAUGGCAACUGUCACAGCCCUGCGCCGCACAGUGCCCCCCGCUGUCACUGGGAUCACUUUCCUAUCUGGAGGCCAGAGUGAGGAGGAGGCAUCCAUCAACCUCAACGCCAUCAACAAGUGCCCCCUGCUGAAGCCGUGGGCCCUGACCUUCUCCUAUGGCCGAGCCCUGCAGGCUUCUGCCCUGAAGGCCUGGGGUGGAAAGAAGGAGAACCUGAAGGCUGCCCAGGAGGAGUAUGUCAAGCGAGCCCUGGCCAACAGCCUCGCCUGCCAAGGAAAGUACACCUCCAGUGGUCAGGCCGGGGCUGCAGCCAGCGAGUCCCUCUUCAUCUCUAACCAUGCCUACUAAGCGGAGGUGUUCUAAGGCUGCCCCCUCAACACUCCAGCCCCUGCCCCCUCCCACACUCAUUCUUGAAGAGGGGGCCUCACCGGGGCUCCAGGCUGCUCUUUCCCAUCACUUUGCCUCCCACGUGACAUUGGUGUGUGGUGUUGUCUGUAUAUGCUAACUCCAUCUCUUUCCAGCCCACUGCCAAUAAACAACUAUUUAAGGGGGA